GUUCAACGUACCAUGCUUCGCUAAAAUUAAAAUGUCAAUCAAUAUGAAUGGAGUCACCGUCAGUCUACGCUGCACUGCGAGAAAAGAAGUUCAUACUGCAACACUUGCUGGGAGAAGGAUCUUAUGCUAAAGUUUACAGAGCAGUCUACAUCGUUGACGAAACCCGUACCGUCGAUCUAGCGUGUAAAGUGAUCGACACGUCUACCGCUCCCCGCGCCUACUUGACCAAGUUCCUGCCGCGCGAGCUGGACAUCCUCGCCCGCGUCAACCAUCCCCACAUCAUACACGUCACCAACAUCUACCAGCGCUACGCCAAGUACUUUGUAUUCAUGCGAUUAGGCGAGAACGGUGAUCUCCUAAAUUACAUAUCAACCAAAGGGCCCCUAUCUGAAGCCCAGUGCAGAGUUUGGAUGCGGCAGUUGAUGUGCGCCCUAGAAUACAUGCAUGCCCUCAAUGUCGCACACAGAGACCUUAAGUGCGAGAACAUCCUCAUUUCUGCAAAUUUCAAUGUGAAAUUAACAGAUUUUGGUUUCGCGCGCCGAACGCGGGAGGCUGGAGGGCCCAACGAUGCUAUGUCAGACACAUUUUGUGGCUCUCUUUUGUACGCGGCUCCGGAGAUACUGAAGGGUGUACCAUAUGCGCCGAAAAUGGCCGACGUGUGGUCCAUGGGAGUUAUUCUAUACGCUAUGCUUAAUAAAGCCCUACCGUUUAACGACAAUUCUGUGCGGGUGUUAUAUGACAAACAGAUACAGCGCAAGUGGCGUUUCCGCUCAAAGGUGGUCAGCGUUGUGUCGCCAGAGUGUCUGUCGCUGGUGACGGCGAUGUUGGAGCCGGACGCGCAGUUGCGGCCCACUGCCACCGCUGUCUUCAGCGGGCCUUGGAUCGCCUUGGAACCCCGAUUAACCAAGUAUACUGCAAUGGAGGAAUCAUUGCUUAAGCAGGCGAUGAAGGAUUUAGAAAAGCCGCGAGCUCUCGAGGAAAAUGAAUCUGAAACAGGUAAUAUGAAAACACUAAAGAAGUUAGAUCCCUCAUUGAUGGCUCCUGUUAACGGCAGUGGACCUUUGGCUGGAAAAUAAUGUAUUUUUGGUGAACUUCGCCAACCAGAGUAUAUCGCCUAAUUUGUUAGUCGGGCUAAGCUAAGUCUGCGCCAUUGCUCUAGUCGUCUAUGUUAAGCGAAAGAUCGGUACAGUCAGCGUCUCAUGUAUUAUUUAGAAUUAUGG
Messenger RNA from Leguminivora glycinivorella, 1220 nucleotides. Its product is annotated as testis-specific serine/threonine-protein kinase 3-like. Gene Ontology annotation, molecular function: ATP binding; protein serine/threonine kinase activity; tau-protein kinase activity. The transcript has 5 exons. Gene Ontology annotation, cellular component: cytoplasm. Bases 48 to 1076 code for a protein of 342 amino acids. NCBI's taxonomy places the organism in Eukaryota, Metazoa, Arthropoda, Insecta, Lepidoptera, Tortricidae. The record is from RefSeq and is a predicted model, not a curated record. Gene Ontology annotation, biological process: protein phosphorylation; intracellular signal transduction; microtubule cytoskeleton organization.